AUGAUGUACGGGUCGGAGUCUUGGACAGCACCGUCUAUGGUGAUGGAGAGGCUUGAUUGCACCGAAAGAAAGCUGUUUAGACGGCUGCUUGCCUACUUUUGGCCUAGGGUAUGCCACAAUGAAGAAACCUACGCGAAAGUCGAUGUGGUGUACCGUCGGAUGACACGUGGAAGACAUCAGCACCUUGCACCGCCAUCGAAAGUGGCUAAAGUAAAUCGUCUUCGCUUCUUUGGUCAUAUAAUAAGGAGACCAGCAGAUCGCCUUGUACAACGAGUUCUGAGGGGUUUGUCGGAUUCGAGCUGGAAGAGUCCACGUGGCCGAAAGCCGAAGUUUUGGUCUGAGGUGGUUAAAAAGGACAUGAGGACAGUCGGCGUGGAUAGGCAGUUCAAACGAGAUGAAAACGAAGAUCGAGAAGGUUGGCCAGAGCUAUGUUCAAAGACGGCACACCUCGGCGAAUAUGAGGAUAAUUGCGUCAGACGGUGA
This is a messenger RNA of Necator americanus (New World hookworm), 483 nucleotides long. RefSeq lists its product as uncharacterized. The record is from RefSeq and is a predicted model, not a curated record. Lineage: Eukaryota; Metazoa; Nematoda; Chromadorea; Rhabditida; Ancylostomatidae. The coding region runs from base 1 to 483 and encodes 160 amino acids. The transcript has a single exon.